Molecule: messenger RNA, 1291 nt
Organism: Notechis scutatus (mainland tiger snake)
Lineage: Eukaryota; Metazoa; Chordata; Lepidosauria; Squamata; Elapidae
Source: RefSeq, a predicted model, not a curated record
GAGGAGAGGCCGGGCGAGCGGAAUUCCGAGGGAGCGCCAAGCCAAGCAGACGCCACCAUGACCGAAACCACCAAAACCCACGUUAUCUUGCUGGCCUGCGGCAGCUUCAACCCCAUCACCAAAGGCCACAUUCAGAUGUUUGAAAGAGCCCGAGAUUAUCUACACAAGACAGGAAGAUUCAUUGUCAUUGGUGGAAUAGUCUCACCCGUACAUGACUCAUAUGGAAAACAGGGUUUGGUUUCCAGCCGGCAUCGCCUGGCAAUGUGUCAGUUGGCUGUUCAGAGUUCUGAUUGGAUAAGGGUGGACCCCUGGGAAUGUUAUCAGGAUACUUGGCAAACCACCUGCAGUGUACUGGAACAUCACCGGGAUCUGAUGAAACGAGUUACUGGUUGUAUCCUGUCCAACGUGAACACACCUUCUCUGACCCCAGUGAUUGGUCAGCCACAGAACGAGACCCCACAACCUAUUUACCAGAACAGCAACCUUUCCAACAAGCCAACUGCAGCAAAACUUUUGGGGAAGGUGGGAGAAAGCCUUAGCAGGAUUUGCUGUGUUCGUCCCCCAAUGGAGCGUUUCACCUUUGUGGAUGAAAAUGCUAAUUUGGGGACUGUGAUGAGAUAUGAAGAGAUUGAGCUCCGAAUCUUGCUGCUGUGUGGAAGCGAUCUGCUGGAGUCCUUCUGUAUCCCAGGCCUUUGGAAUGAAGCUGAUGUGAGUGGACAACAGAAGACGGUCAAAGCUGUGACCUUCCUUCCUUCCCUCCCUUCCCUUCCUCUCUAUUCUGGCCCUUCUCUUGAGUUUACAAAUCUUAAAUGCCAAUAUCCUGCUUCAGUGAGCAUGUGGAAAGAUCCAUGCUUAGAUCCCCUGGCGAUAUUUUCUCCACAGAACAAUAUCCUGGUUGUGAAGGAUGAUGUGAAUCACCCCAUGGCUAUUGUCAGUUCCACUAAAAGCAGACUUGCCCUUCAGCAUGGAGAUGGGCAUGUGGUGGAUUAUCUGUGUCAGCCAGUCAUUGAUUACAUCCUUAAGAGCCAGCUGUACCUGAAUGCCUCCGGUUAAAGCUCCUGCUGGCAUUGUGGCAAAGCUGCCAUGUGGCACCACCUUCCUACGAUUGUUCAUCGCGGUUCUCUUUCUCACUCUUGUUUCUUUUUUCAAGGCCUCUUGUGUGCAUCUGCCUAUUCCACUCUGAUUUUUCCCCCCCCCCCAGCCCCGGGAAUUGCCGCCUACAGCUAACAGCCAAGUACAUAUGCCAUCCAGCAACCCUUCUCCCCUUGCAGGAAAAGAGUAAAGAAUAUAU